AUGCUAAGUAUAAUAUAUUUUAUAAGCGUCCAUUUUGUUUUGGGUGAAUCUGCGUAUAUUCUCGGUAUUUUCCCGUCACCACAUAUAAGUCACCAGCUAGUUUUUAGACCGCUGAUGCAUGCAUUAGCUCGAAAUGGACAUGAUGUGGUUGUCAUAACUACAGACCCAGCUUUUCCUAAUGGUGGUGGACUACCUAAUUUAAAAGAAGUCAAUAUUCAUAAUGUAUCUUAUCCAUAUUGGAGAGAACUGAUGCAACAAGCAAGCAAAGAAGGUACGAAUGAUAUAUUUACACAAAUUAAAGCUGGAAGAUUUCUAGUUAAAAACCUAUUUGCAAAACAAGUUAAAAGUGUCGCAGUUCAAAACAUACUAAAGAGUGAUUUCAAAUUCGACUUAGUAAUAGUCGAAGCGUAUUUCAGUCCAGCGCUCGGCUUAGCCGAUCUUUACAAAUGCCCAAUAAUCCUGAUAAGUUCGUUUGGUGCGUCAUAUGGAAAUUACGAAAAAUUCGGGGCUCCAACACAUGCGUUACUUUAUCCAAACCUUUUAAGACAACGACUAAAUAACCUCACAUUGAUUGAAGAAUUGCACGAAUUGUAUGCAGAUAAAAUUUUCCAUAAUAAUGUUGAAACUGACAAAAUUGAGUAUAAUGCUAUGAACAGAGCGUUGUUUCCUGAUGCUCCAGAUUUAUCUGAAGUGGAAAAUAAUAUUCAAAUGUUAUUUAUAAACACUCAUCCGGAGUUACAAUCAUACCUGGAUUCUAAAAAUGCCGUAAUAUAUGUUAGCUUCGGAACGAGUGUGAACACUAAAUUGAUAUCACCUUUCAUAGUCCAGAUGUUUGUGAACGUGUUCUCCAAAUUGCCAUAUGAAAUAUUAUGGAAAUGGGAUGACGACGUCUUGCAAGGAAUAACAGACAAUAUUAAAAUUGCAAAAUGGUGGCCUCAGGCGGAAAUUUUAAGAGGUUUGUCAUCCUCAUUCGAAUCUAUAUCAGCUGGAGUACCCCUGAUUGGUAUACCGAUGCUUUUUGACCAAUGGUACAACGUGGAAAAUUAUGAAUACUAUGGUAUUGGUAUGAAACUUGAUUUGACAACUCUCUCUGAAGAAAAACUGGGAAAAGCAGUUGAAACGGUUAUAGCAAAUGAAAGAAGUGUAAUAGCAGACCAGCCCGAGAGCGGGCUGGAGCGCGCCGUGUGGUGGACGGAGUACGUGCUGCGGCACGGAGGGGCGAAGCACCUGCGGUCCCCCGCCGCCAACAUACCCUGGACUGAGUACUACGAGAUUAAUUUAGUGUUGAUGGUACUAAGUUUUAUCUUGAUGUUAAUAUACUUGUUAAUACAAAUGAUUAAGUAUAUAUUAUAGUUAUUUAGACUUGUUAAAAGGGAAUUGAAGUUACAUUAA
Messenger RNA from Zerene cesonia (dogface butterfly), 1392 nucleotides. RefSeq names its product UDP-glucosyltransferase 2-like. Gene Ontology annotation, molecular function: UDP-glycosyltransferase activity. The transcript has 4 exons. The record is from RefSeq and is a predicted model, not a curated record. Lineage: Eukaryota; Metazoa; Arthropoda; Insecta; Lepidoptera; Pieridae.